GGCUCUUUGUUCGCCAGGCCGCUCUGGCUCAGGGCCUGGAGGUGGUUUACGGCUUUGAUGCCUUUGAACCUAUUCCCAGGUGACCCGGGCUCAAUUAGGCCCGGGCCUGAGCCGGGCUGUCAGGCAAGCCGCGUGAUCAAGGGCGGGCUGGGCCCUUUUAUUGAAGUUGAACUCCGGGCCGGGAGCGCUCGGCCUCCGCGGCCACCGCGUCGGAGCCCGGCCGCUCCCGGGGACCUUCCCCGGCUGUGAGCCGGGCACCUGGAGGCCCUCCGGCGGAGGUGGCCGUGGAACAGCGCCGGCCGCAGACCGAACCCGCCGCGGGCUUCGGGAUCCUAGACUCAGGGUCCUGGGGGGUCCCCGCGCCCAGCAACACCCGCCCCUGCUCUGAGAAGGCUCGCGGUUUAUCUGGCUUUCUGUAUCCUUCUCCAGACUUCGAAAAUGCACGUAUGGAAGGAUGAUGGAGACGGCGAGGGAAGCCUGCUUCCCGGCCUGGGGCACAGCCUUCCCUGGGCUGCCCGUCCGAGGGGCCUGCGCCCUCCCCGCCGCGCCUUGGACCGUGCGCCCCUGCUCUUUCACCAACUCCGUGUGUCUCUCAGCUUGUGUCUGGGCCCAGCUUAAAUGAAUGUGGUUGAUAGACUUGCUCCCCGAGGCUGGAGGGCAUUUAAGGAGGGCUUCCACAGCACCCAGGAAUCAUUGAAAACGGUAAACACUGUCAUUCGACCCUGCGGGGAUCCACUGCAAGGGUGGCCAGAGGAACUGCAAAAAAUGUAUGUUUCUAGUAACAAUAUUGCUAUUGUCAUUCUGAAACUGUGAGCUAAGGCAAGUCAGUUAUUAUGUUUCAGUUUUGAGAAAUCAAAAUUUCUAUCCUGGAAGAAAAGAGAUACAAAUAUGAAAUGAGAAGAAUUAGGCAUGACUGUGUAGUUCUAAACUUGUUGGAAGUAUCAGUAUCAACUCGUGAUGUAUUUUCUCUUAAACGGUGCAUUUCCUGGCCCUGACCCCUGGAAAGACCUAGAAACUUGGAUGGAUCCAGUGGCAAGGAGCACCACCAGUGUUCAAGCUGUGUUCUCUCCUGGAAGAAAGGGCUGACUUCAGAUCAGGGGAAAACCUGUGCAAGAUAAGCCUGAAGCGUCUAUCUCUCUGUGCUGGAAAGCGAGGAAGCGGCCAGUGGCUGCUGAGUCAUGGCAGGACCCAGGAGUGCACUGAAAAAUGCCUCCACAGGCCAAAGAUGGUGCAAGAGAUUUUAUGUAUGUACCCAUGAGAGACACACAGAGAGAGGCAGAGACCCAGGCAGAGGGAGAAGCAGGCUCCAUGCAGGGAGCCCGAUGCGGGACUCGAUCCCGGGACCCCAGGACCACGCCCUGAGCCGGAGGCAGAUGGUCACCCACUGAGCCACCCAGCGUCCCGAUGCAUCUGCUCUUGACAUUGGCUGAGAGGUGGGGAUACUUCUGCAUGGGGUCCAGCCAGCUUGCUGUCCGGGCCGUGCCCCGACCUGGGCUCUGGCGUCCGGGCCUCCACCGUCCGUGGAGUGGGACGCCACUCCUCCAGCCUCCUUCCACCUGCCCAAGCAUGCCUGCAGUGGACUCCUCUCCUGCUUCCUCUGAGACCUAGGUUUUGCCUCUUCUGUUCCUUCAGCCCAAUGUAGAUGGAUUCAAGGGAGAGAGCAGAAAUAAGCGUGUAUGUGCAAGCCGACAUUGUCAGUUGGAAAUUGCUGGACAUCAUUGUUUAGAAGCUGAAUGCAAGUGCAGAGAGCAGGAGGCUGCUGGGCCCUCUUGCUGCACACCUUGCAGGGCUCCGGAGGGGCUCAGUGCCCGUGUUGGCCUGUGCCUCCCUCCGUCUCUGUGCCUCUGGUGGGCAGCUGUUCUCUGCUGAUCCCUCAGGGGAGGAGACCCAGUGGCCCACAGCAGGCUGGGGUCAGGGGUGAAACCCCACCUAGUGACCCAGGAACCCAGGCUGUGAAAGCUAGCUCCUCUCUCCUGUUUCUGUUCUCCUGACAAGCACUCAUGUGCCCAGUGGGGCUGGGUCCCCCACAAGCCUGCCUCCCCAUCCUCCUCCACCAGAGGCCCUGCAGCUGUGGGGAUUGCAAGGUUAUCAUCCACAGUUGCUGGAUUUCAUUUAGCUUCACUUUAAUUCAUGAAUCAGGAAGGCAUGCUUUCUGCCCCCUGAGCCCCUUGCAAGAAAUGCAACCCAUAAAUGCAAGUCCUGGUUACCCAAAUGGAAACCUCAUUUCCGUUGUUUAAUAUAAUUUGAAUAGUUGGCUCAAAUAGAUAAAAACUCUUGCUGUCCCGCCCUGUUUGUUUUUAAUCUUCAAAUUUGUCGUUCACAUCUUGUGCCCUCUCCUCUCCUCCCCGCCCCACCCCAUCCCAUCCCCAGCCACUCCUCUUCAAACUUCACACUUUCAGACGGAGCCCAGCAGGUGCUGUUGACUGAUGGGGACAAAGAGGUGGGACUCUUGGUGGACGUCUCUCCUCACCACAUACUCUGGUUACACCCCCGUGAGAACACACACCCCACCCCGCUGUGCCCUGUGGGGAGAAGAUAAUCGAAGACAGGAGAUUACUAACAAAGAGCCUUUUAAUUAAUAAUCACUGUGUGUUUAGUAUGAUGCUGAGAAGUGGCAUGGAGUAGGAGCCCCGUGAACAGCUACUCCAGGGUGCAGCCACUUGCAGGAUAUAGAAAAGUAUGAACCAGAUUUCAGAGAAGCCUGGGGACAGAGACCAGGGGGUGUGGGGUGCUGGGAAAGACAGCAGCAAAGACAGAGCAAAUCUACCAUCAGAAGAGAGAAAAGAGCAUUCAGGCAGAGAUGAAAGUGUGUCAACGCCCACGAGGGUGAAAUGCAAAGGUGUCCCUGCAGUGGGGACAUCUCUGUGGCUGGGAUCUCAGGGAUCGGUGGCCAGCACUUUCUUGGUUGUGGUUGCAGGUGACAAAAAUACACCCUAAAUGUGCUUAACAAAAAAAGUGAAUCUGUUGGUUCGCUACUUAGGAAGGUCAGGCUCAGGCUGUCUUCAGGCUUAGCUGGAUCCAGGAGUUUCCAUGCUGUUGUGUCUCUUUUCUCCUUCUCCAUCCUUCAGCUCUGCUUCCCUCUAUGUAGGAAGCUCACUCUCUCGAUACAAGGAGGUUUUCCCUUUGUGCGUGAAGAUGACAGGUGCUCCAGGGUCUUAUCCUCCAGGGACAGCAAUGCUAAAUAAAUAGCAUCUUCUCUAGCUCCAGCAGAGAUGUCGGGCAUAGAAGCCUGACUGGCUGGACUUCACCAUGUGUCCUGGGGCCCAAGGACCCUAAUCAACCAGCUGGAUUAUAUCACUGCUCUUGUGAUAGGAUGGGACCUGAAGGGCAGGCUGGGCCAUGAAGGUGGGGAAGUUUCCACUGGGAGAGAUGCUGGAUAAACAAGGAGUGUCCACUGUGGUGUGAGGAGGUCCCACUGAGGAGGUAGAGGCCAGGCUCUCAAGGAUCUUAUAGGACAAUACUGAGUUUAGAUUUCCUGGUGGAGGCAAUGGGAACCAAAGGAGAGGUCUAAGGAAAGAGGUGGUGACCGACUUACUUUGAGAGCAGCUGGAAAAGGAAAGCCAACUAGGAGCCUGUUGCAGAAGCCCUGCCAGCCUACCAAGGAACUGGGGAACCACAGAACCACGGACUAAAAACCAUGAGGCCACAGAACCAGGAAACAUGGACUCAGGGAACCAUGGAACCAGAGAACCAGGGAAGCACAAAACCAGGGAACCAGAGAACCAGAGAACCCGGGAACUGGAGAACCUGGAACUGGGGAACCACGGAAUCAAGGAGCCACAGAACCAGGGAAUGAGGGAACCAGGGAACUGGAGACCACAGGGUCAGAGAACCAUGGAACCAGGCAAUAGGGAACCAGGGAAUCUCAGAACCAGGGAACUAGGGAACCAUGGACCCAGGGAACCAUGGAGCCAGAGAACCAGGGAAUCAGAGAACCAUGGAUCCAAGGACCCACAGAACCAGGGAACCACAGAACCAGAGAACCAGGGAACCAGAGAACCAUGGAGCCAUGGAACCAGGGAACCAGGGAACCAGGGAACUGGAGAACCAGAGAACCACAGAACCAGGGAACCACGGAACCAGGGAAGAGGGAACCAGGGAAUCUCAAAGCCAGGGAAUCAGAGAACCAUGGAACCAGGGAACCAGGGAACCAUGGAACCAGGGAACUGGAGAACCAGAGAACCGCAGAGCCAGGGAACCGUGGAACCAGAGAACCAGAGAACCACGGAACCAGGGAACCAGAGAACCAUGGACUCAAGGACCCACGGAACCAGGGAACCACAGAACCAAGGAACUAUGGAACCAGGCAACAGGGAACCAGGGAUUCUCAGAACCAGGGAACCACGGAGCCAGGGAACUGGAGAACCACAGAACUGGAGAACCAGAGAACCACAGAACCAGGGAAUCAUGGAACCAGGGAACCAGAGAAUCACGGAGCCAGGGAACCACAGAACCAGAGAACCAUGGAGCUGGAGAACCAGAGAACCACAGAACCAGGAAACCAUGGAACCAGGGAACCAGAGAACUACAGAACCAGGGAACCACAGAAUCAGGAAACUAUGGAACCAGGCAACAGGGAACCAGGGAAUCUCAGAACCAGGGAACCAUGGAGCCAGGGAACUGGAGAACCAUGGAACUAGAGAACCAGAGAACCACAGAACCAGGGAAUCAUGGAACCAGGGAACCAGAGAACCACAGAACCAGAGAACCAGGGAACUGGAGAACCACAGAACUGGAGAACCACAGAACCACAGAGCCAGGGAACCACAGAACUACGGAACCAGGGAACCAUGAAACCAUGGAACCAAGGAACUGGAGAACCACGGAACCAGGGAACCACAGAACCACAGAACCAGGGAACCACAGAACCACAGAACCAGGGAACUAUAGAACCAACAGAAUCUUAGAACCAGAGAACCAUGGAACUGGAGAACCACAGAACCACAGAACCACGGAGCCAGGGUACCACAGAACCAGGGAACCAUGGAACCAGGGAACCAGAGAACCAGGGACCGUCAGUGCUAAGAUGAGAUUGGAGGGGGACAAGUGGGAAUUAAGAAGGAGAAGAUGCAGGAUUUGACUUCUCUCAUCAUGGUUGUGAAUCCCCCAAAGUUAGGCUUGGAAUAUAGUAGAGAGGUUCCCUAUACCCAUUGCUCCUCUUGUUGUACAUAAUUAUGUUCCCACCUUGAGAUAGACUCGUUGAGAAUGAGAAACGCAGGCAAUUUAAACACUGCUCUAUCAUGUUAGAAAAAGAAAAAAGUUAAAACACAAUUACACCAGGCUGCUGUGCAGAAGGGCAGAGACAGAGCCGGAUGGUGAGGUCAAGACCCUGUGCUCUGCCAACGACAGGGGAUGACACCCCUUCCUCUCCAUGGGACUCACUUUCCCUUCUUGAGGGAGAAUGGUUUGGGUGAAUAAACCCUAAGGUUUCCUUAACACAAUGAUGUCUAGGUUCUAUUUUCUGCAACUAAAAUCCCCAUCUGCCAUAGACAUGGCCAACAAGCCCAUGAGAAAAUGCUGCGCAUCACGGACCAUCACGGAAAUACAGAUCAAAACCACAAGGAGAUCCCACCUCACCCCAGUGAGAAUGGGGAAAAUUAACAAGACG
This is a messenger RNA of Canis lupus familiaris (dog), 5608 nucleotides long. RefSeq names its product glutenin, high molecular weight subunit DX5-like. Lineage: Eukaryota; Metazoa; Chordata; Mammalia; Carnivora; Canidae. The record is from RefSeq and is a predicted model, not a curated record. The transcript has 3 exons. The coding region runs from base 3890 to 5080 and encodes 396 amino acids.